This is a messenger RNA of Fomitiporia mediterranea MF3/22, 801 nucleotides long. RefSeq names its product zf-C3HC4-domain-containing protein. The transcript is spliced from 6 exons. Gene Ontology annotation, molecular function: zinc ion binding. Bases 1 to 801 code for a protein of 266 amino acids. Lineage: Eukaryota; Fungi; Basidiomycota; Agaricomycetes; Hymenochaetales; Hymenochaetaceae. The record is from RefSeq and is a predicted model, not a curated record.
AUGAACAACGAGACUGAAGAAAAGGACGAACGACAAUGCAGAAUAUGCUUCGAUGGUCCAGAAAGUGGUCGGCUCAUUCGCCCUUGUCACUGCAGAGGCUCUAUAGCAUACAUUCACGUUGAAUGCCUGCAACGUUGGCGUAGGGAGUCUCAGUCAGCUUAUUAUCGUUGUCCACAAUGCCACUAUAAGCAGUACAGGACUUCUCGUACGAGCGUACUUGGAAUGGCAGAAAAUCCAGUCAUCAUUGCCUCACUGUCACUAUUCCUGUUCACUUGCCUCGCUUACAUUGCAUCGUUCACCGUAACCUUCUUCAUGAGCGAUGAUUAUACCCCGAGACAUAGUUUUUUCUUCUUUGGUUGGAAUUGGGUAUCUCCUGACGAGGUUGCAUAUAAUCUUAUGCGGGUAGUACUUCGCAUUUUGCGCGAGGAAGAUAUUAUCGACGACAACAAGCCUUUCAGCGCUCCUUUGCGAGCGCCACCGGUCCGGUCUUCUCCACCACGACAACUUGGCGCCUUCGCCACCGUACUCCGGAGGGUUAUCAUUGGUGUGCCUGUAUUGGGGGUUGCAUCGCUGGUCCAGUUGUUCUGGUCCAUGUCAUUUUUGGGUCCGGUCAAUUUACUUGCCAGACGACUGGGCUCAGGACGAAACAGACGAGAAAACAGUAGGGAUAUCGCUACAUUGAUCAUUCUAGGAGCUAUCAUACUUGGUGCUCUUCGGGCUUUGCGAGGUGUCUAUCGACUGACUGAGAGAGCAGUAAGAUGGGGACUGUCAAAGACGGAAGACUUCAUACUUGAAGUUUGA